AUGUCGAGAAGGAGAUUCCAUGGUCUAAAACGGAUUAAAUUCCGCAUGACAUGGAACAAAUACAAUCUUUACAAUCUUACUCGAGUGGCCCCAGGCUUGCCAUUCAGGACCUUCUUCCAGCAGAAAUGGACGGCCAAAUCCAUGACGCGAGCAUAUCAUGGCGAGCAGAUUCGAGAAGGGCAAUGGGAGCGGAUGUUCAAUUCCCGGUUGAACUCUGUUAUACCGAUGGACCACAAAUACCUCGCUGAACAUGACGGGUCAGAGCAUGCUGCUGGAAGGGGCUCGGGGCUAGAGAAAGAAUUCAAUCCUAAGCGUGGCAGUCCGAAUAAGAAGAUUCCUUAUAUGGAAAUGACUUAUGCGCCGAUCGAGAGACGGCUCGACGUGGCUAUAUUCCGAUCACUAUUUGCUAGUAGUGCAAGGCAGGCGAGACAAUUUGUGACCCAUGGCAAGGUUAAGGUCAAUGGAAAGAAGAUGCCGUAUCCGGGAUACCUCCUGAAUCCUGGAGACAUGUUCCAAGUCGACCCAGAGCGUGUCAUGUACGCAACUGGACAGCCCAAAACACUAGAGCAAAUCAGGCAAGGCCGCGAUAUCAAGAGACAAAGACGCAUAACAAAUAUUAAACGAGCGGAAAAGAAGGCGGCAGCUAGAGAAAAGGCUUUGAAAGCAGCCACCGAGAAGAUUGCUGCCGAGGAAGCCGGCGAAACUCCUGCUUUCAAGUCCGUUCGAGAACCUGCAGUGCCGGCAGAUGAGAAAGAAGCCCGGAAGCAACGAAAAACGGAUCUGCAAGCCCUGUUAAAGCAUGUGAAGGUGAUGGGGGAAAACAAAACCGUUCCUCUGACGGCAAAACGCAAGCAAGAGCUCCGAAAGUUCACCAAGGAUGUGAAGACCAACAUGUCCCAGAUCAACCGCAAACCCGUUGAAGAGCUACAAACCGAUCUCACUGAGCUCGUCAGCCGACUAUCCCUCAUCAAGAACAAACAAAUACCCUCAUCCACCACCACCACCAAACCCAAUUCAACGCCUACCAAAGAGCCAACCCAAGAGUCAGCGAAACCAGAGCCUGGACAGCUCACCAAGCAGCAAUUUCGCAGUAUUAUGGGUCAGCAUCGCCAGGACUUUGUUGAUGAAUCAAAGCCAUAUGCUACUCCUUGGAAGCCGAGAGCAUAUAUGAGUGCUUUCGCGUUCAUUCCGAGGUAUCUGGAAGUCAACCACAAUAUCUGCUCAGCAGUGUAUUUGAGACACCCGGUGGCUAGGCCUGGAUUAGCAGAGGUCCCUACGCCGUUCGAUGCUGGGACUAUGCAGUUGGCGUUCAAUUGGUACCUUAGAAGGCGCUAG
Venustampulla echinocandica is the source of this 1335-nucleotide messenger RNA. Its product is annotated as Alpha-L RNA-binding motif. The transcript has 3 exons. The record is from RefSeq and is a predicted model, not a curated record. Gene Ontology annotation, biological process: positive regulation of translational fidelity. Gene Ontology annotation, molecular function: structural constituent of ribosome; rRNA binding. Gene Ontology annotation, cellular component: mitochondrial small ribosomal subunit. The coding region runs from base 1 to 1335 and encodes 444 amino acids. NCBI's taxonomy places the organism in Eukaryota, Fungi, Ascomycota, Leotiomycetes, Helotiales, Pleuroascaceae.